GACGGGGGGCGCGCUGGGUUCUGCAGUUUAGGCCGCCCUGCCGAGUCAGCCGUGGGCAGAUUUCUUUAUACUCUGGAUUCUGACUAUUUAUAAUGAAUGAUACAUUGAAUUCAGAUAUCAUUGGUCGAAGAGUUGAAGUUAAUGGAGAACGAGCAACUGUACGCUUUUCUGGCAUUGUCCCUCCCGUGGCAGGACUCUGGUUAGGAAUAGAAUGGGAUAAUCCAGAGAGAGGAAAGCAUGAUGGAAGCCACGAAGGGACUGUAUAUUUUAAAUGCAGGCAUCCAACAGGAGGAUCCUUUAUUCGUCCAAACAAGGUGAAUUUUGGAGUAGACUUUCUUACUGCAGUUAAGAAUCGCUAUGGUUUAGAAGAUGGACCAGAGGAAGAUGGAAAGUCACACACUAUUACCAUUGGGAAGAAACCAGUGGAAACUGUUGGUUUUGACUCUGUUAAAAAAUUACAAAGUCAGCUGAGCAAGUUGCAAGAAAUUUCUCUGGAGAACUGUAGAGUAAAUUGUGCAGGAGACAAAGGAGAAAUCGCCAAAACAUGUCCUAACAUCAGUGAGUUAAAUCUGUCGAAAAACCUGUUGGCAUCAUGGGAUGAAGUGGUCCGUAUUGCUGAUCAGCUGGAAUGUCUGGAAUCUCUUAAUCUCAGUGAAAAUAAACUCAGAUUUCCCUCUGGUCCACCAUCUCUAAUUGGAACAUUUUCAACACUGAAGAUUUUAGUCCUGAACCACACAGGAAUAACCUGGGCUGAGCUGCUCCAUUGCGCCUCUGGCUGGCCAGUCCUCCAGGAAUUGUACCUGAAAGCUAACGAUAUAUGCAUUUCAGAAAGGCCAACUGAUGUUCUACAGAUGGUCAAGGUACUAGAUCUCUCAUCUAAUCGAUUAAUUGAUGAAAGCCAGCUGUUUCUGAUAGCAUAUCUGCCCAGAUUAGAACAACUAAUCCUCUCUGACAUUGGAAUUUCUUCAAUGCAUUUUCCAGAUGUUGGAAUUGGGUGCAAAACGUCAAUGUUUCCUGCUCUGCAAUACCUUGUUGUAAAUGACAAUCAAAUAUCACAGUGGUCAUUUUUCAAUGAGCUGGAUAAGUUACAGAGUCUGCAUUCUUUGUCCUGCAUGAGAAACCCCCUAACUGAAGAAGGCAAAACAUCAGAGACCACUCGUCAGUACAUCAUCGCCAAAAUCGGUCAACUGAAAACCCUAAACAAAUGUGAGAUUCUUCCAGAGGAAAGGAGGGGAGCUGAGCUUGAUUACCGAAAGAAUUUUGGAAACAAAUGGAAAAAGGCUGGUGGACAUCAAAAUCCAGAAAUAAACAGACCAAAUGAAGAAUUUCUUACAGCUCAUCCUAGAUACCAGCUGCUCUGUCUAAAAUAUGGUGCACCUGAAGAUGGAGAACUCAACACACCACAACCAUUCCUGCUCAGAAACCAACUAUUAACAUUGAAGAUAAAAUAUCCUAAUCAACUUGAUCAAAGUGACAUAGAAAAACAGUUGCCAGAUUCCAUGACAAUUCAAAAGGUGAAAGGAUUGCUGUCACGUCUUCUCAAAGUUCCUGUGUCAGAACUUCUGUUGUCCUAUGAGAGUCCCAAAAUGCCGGGCAAAGAGAUUGAACUAGAAAAUGAUCAAAAGUCAUUAAAUUUUUACUCUGUAGAAAAUGGAGAUUGCCUUUUAGUGCGAUGGUAAUACACAACUAAGAAAAUUUAGAGACUAAACUUGUCAUGACUGGAAUUCCAUAAAAAUACAUGAUUGAUUAGAACAAUUAUAUGGUCAGAAUACUAAGUGAAGCUUUAUAUCUUGUCCGAUGUAAAAAAAAAGGCAGUGUUUUUCAUUGGAAAUAAACAACUUCUAGGUAUGUAUAUAAAUAGCAAUAAUAAAGGAUUUCAAACUACUAA
Molecule: messenger RNA, 1888 nt
Organism: Suncus etruscus (white-toothed pygmy shrew)
Lineage: Eukaryota; Metazoa; Chordata; Mammalia; Eulipotyphla; Soricidae
Gene: TBCE
Product: tubulin folding cofactor E
Exons: 17
Coding region: 93-1679 (528 amino acids)
Biological process (GO): protein folding
Molecular function (GO): alpha-tubulin binding
Source: RefSeq, a predicted model, not a curated record